Molecule: messenger RNA, 536 nt
Organism: Spodoptera exigua (beet armyworm)
Lineage: Eukaryota; Metazoa; Arthropoda; Insecta; Lepidoptera; Noctuidae
Source: the annotation of a GenBank genome assembly
AUUUUAUUGACAUGUCGUUUCCCUGACAGCUGUCAGUGGCAAUAACAAAAAUGGCGCAGGUACCACUUUAUGGGGUGAAAACACACGCUCAAAAGGUUUGCUCCCUUUAUAAAAGAGCUUUACGCAACUUAGAGGCGUAUUAUGAUAGACGCAAUGUAUACCGUUACCAGGCAGUGUUGCUCCGAGACAGGUUUGACAAGAAUGCCAAGGUUACCGACAUGAGGAAAGCGGUUGAGCUGCUGAAGGAAGGAGAGGAGGAGUUAUUCUUAACUCAACAUCCCAUUCCAAGAGCUUUCCCGACCAGCCAAGGAGGUGUGGCUCACGCGCGUGUGGUAACUCCCCCGGACUGGGUGAUCGACUACUGGCACCCAUUAGAGAAGGCCCAUUUCCCCGAAUACUUCAAACGUCGUGAGCAACGCAAAAAGGAGUUCAUCGCUAUGUGGGAGAAAGAACACGGUCCCGCUGAGAAGAAGGAAGAGAAACAUUAAGAUAUUGUUGUAUAGUUAUGUAAUAUAGUGAAUUGCGUUUAUUUCGAA